AUGUCAUGUCAUUCUUGUAAUCCAAGCCUUCACUUCUCUACUUCCAUUAGCUCUCCAUAUGCUUCUUACUUUUCAACCAACCCUCCCUCGUCAGCCACCACUGCCUUGUCAAGCAACACUCACUCUUCAACCACCACUGCCUUGUCAAGCAACCCUAACUCUUCAACCACCACUGCCUUGUCAACCAACAGUCACUCUUCAACCACCACUGCCUUGUCAAGCAACACUCACUCUUCAACCACCACUGCCUUGUCAAGCAACACUUACUCUUCAACCACCACUGCCUUGUCAACCAACACUCACUCUUCAACCACCACUGCCUUGUCAACCAACCCUCACUCUUCAACAACCACUGCCUUGUCAAGCAACACUCACUCUUCAACCACCACUGCCUUGUCAAGCAACACUCACUCUUCAACCACCACUGCCUUGUCAACCAGCCCUCACUCUUCAACCACCACUGCCUUGUCAACCAACACUCACUCUUCAACCACCACUGCCUUGUCAACCAGCCCUAACUCUUCAGCCACCACUCCCUCACUCUUCAACCACCACUGCCUUUCAACCAACCCUCACUCUUCAACCACCACUGCCUUGUCAACCAACCCUCACUCUUCAACCACCACUGCCUUUCAACCAACACUCACUCUUCAGCCACAACUGCCUUGUCAACCAGCCCUCACUCUUCAACCACCACUGCCUUUCAACCAACCCUCACUCUUCAACCAAAACUGCCUUGUCAACCAACACUCACUCUUCAACCACCACUGCCUUGUCAAGCAACACUCACUCUUCAACCACCACUGCCUUGUCAACCAACCCUCACUCUUAAACCACCACUGCCUUUCAACCAACCCUCACUCUUCAACUACCACUGCCUUGUCAACCAACCCUCACUCUUCAACCACCACUGCCUUGUCAACCAACCCUCACUCUUCAACCACCACUGCCUUGUCAAGCAACACUCACUCUUCAACCACCACUGCCUUGUCAACCAACCCUCACUCUUCAACCACCACUGCCUUGUCAACCAACCCUCACUCUUCAACCACCACUGCCUUGUCAAUCAACCCUCACUCUUCAACCACCACUGCCUUGUCAACCAACCCUAACUCUUCAACCACCACUGCCUUGUCAACCAACCCUCACUCUUCAACCACCACUGCCUUGUCAAGCAACACUCACUCUUCAACCACCACUGCCUUGUCAACCAACCCUCACUCUUCAACCACCACUGCCUUGUCAACCAACCCUCACUCUUCAACCACCACUGCCUUGUCAACCAACUCUCACUCUUCAACCACCACUGCCUUGUCAACCAACCCUCACUCUUCAACCAGCACUGCCUUGUCAAGCAACACUCACUCUUCAACCACCACUGCCUUGUCAACCAACCCUCACUCUUCAACCACCACUGCCUUGUCAAGCAACACUCACUCUUCAACCACCACUGCCUUGUCAACCAACCCUCACUCUUUAACCACCACUGCCUUGUCAACCAACCCUCACCCUUCAGCCACCACUGCCUUGUCAUCCAACCCUCACUCUUCAACCACCACUGCCUUGUCAACCAACCCUAACUCUUCAACCACCACUGCCUUGUCAACCAACCCUCACUCUUCAACCACCACUGCCUUGUCAAGCAACACUCACUCUUCAACCACCACUGCCUUGUCAACCAACCCUCACUCUUCAACCACCACUGCCUUGUCAACCAACCCUCACUCUUCAACCACCACUGCCUUGUCAACCAACUCUCACUCUUCAACCACCACUGCCUUGUCAACCAACCCUCACUCUUCAACCAGCACUGCCUUGUCAAGCAACACUCACUCUUCAACCACCACUGCCUUGUCAACCAACCCUCACUCUUCAACCACCACUGCCUUGUCAAGCAACACUCACUCUUCAACCACCACUGCCUUGUCAACCAACCCUCACUCUUUAACCACCACUGCCUUGUCAACCAACCCUCACCCUUCAGCCACCACUGCCUUGUCAACCAACCCUCACUCUUCAACCACCACUGCCUUGUCAACCAACCCUUACUCUUCAACCACCACUGCCUUGUCAUCCAACCCUCACUCUUCAACCACCACUGCCUUGUCAAGCAACACUCACUCUUCAACCACCACUGCCUUGUCAACCAACCCUCACUCUUCAACCACCACUGCCUGCCUUGUCAAGCAACACUCACUCUUCAACCACCACUGCCUUGUCAACCAACCCUCACUCUUUAACCACCACUGCCUUGUCAACCAACCCUCACCCUUCAGCCACCACUGCCUUGUCAACCAACCCUCACUCUUCAACCACCACUGCCUUGUCAACCAACCCUCACUCUUCAACCACCACUGCCUUGUCAACCAACCCUCACUCUCCAACAAACCUUUACUCUCCAACACACCAUCUUUCUUAAACCAAACCUCAUUCUUCAACCAACCAUCUUUCUUAAACCAACCCUAA
Biomphalaria glabrata is the source of this 2466-nucleotide messenger RNA. Its product is annotated as mucin-2-like. The coding region runs from base 1 to 2466 and encodes 821 amino acids. The transcript has 2 exons. The record is from RefSeq and is a predicted model, not a curated record. Lineage: Eukaryota; Metazoa; Mollusca; Gastropoda; Planorbidae.